AUGGCCGCGCCCUUCUUUUCCACUCCCUUCCAGCCCUACGUCUACCAGAGCCAGCAAGGAUCUGUGACGGCGUUUCAGAUAUCCGGUGGAGAUGUGCAGGUCCUGCAGGUGAUGCUGAAGUCUCAGGAGAAGCUGACUGCAAAACCAGGUACAAUGUGCUACAUGUCUGGGAACAUGCAGAUGGACAACAAUUACUUGCCUGAAAAUGAUGGAGGCGUGUGGCAGUGGAUUUUUGGGAAAAGUGUAAGCAGCACUGUUUUCUUUAAUUCUGGAUCUGAUGAUGGAUAUGUUGGGAUUGCUGCACCAUUUCCUGGGAGGAUACUGCCGGUAGAUCUAGCAAACUUUGGUGGAGAACUUCUUUGCCAGGCAGAUGCUUUUCUAUGUUCGGACAAUGAUGUGUCAGUCUCUAGUACAGUUGAGCCAAGACCACGGAAUAUUGAGAUUGGUGCAGAGAUGAUCCUUAAACAAAAGCUUAGGGGCCAGGGGAUGGCUUUUCUUGUUGGCGGUGGAUCAGUCAUGCAGAAAAUCCUUUCUCCCCGAGAGGUUAUUACCGUUGAUGCUGCUUGUAUUGUGGCUAUGACAACCACCAUUAACUUCCAGUUGAAGAACCCUAACCAGCUUAGAAGAGCAGUCUUUGGGGGUGAUAACCAGCUAACAGCAUCUCUCACUGGACCAGGUGUUGUUUUCAUUCAGAGUCUGCCAUUCCAUCGACUCUCACAGCGGAUCGCCAGCAGUAGAUCAGUGGCGGGCCCAAGUUUGAGGGACAACCCAAAGUUCUUCAUCCAGAUUGUCAUGUUCUUCUUCCUGGCCUAUGUCAUGAUUGUAUCAUCCAUAAUUCUGACAGAUGUUUAG
Molecule: messenger RNA, 852 nt
Organism: Miscanthus lutarioriparius
Lineage: Eukaryota; Viridiplantae; Streptophyta; Magnoliopsida; Poales; Poaceae
Source: the annotation of a GenBank genome assembly